GUCUUCGUCUUCGUCGUCGUCGUCUUCUUUUCUUGCAAGAAAGAAAAGGCGGAGCAGGAGCAGCAACGAGAAAAGGCGGAGGCGGCGGCGCAACCGACAAGGAAAAGCAAAGCGAGAGCAGGAAAACCUCGCCGGCGGCGACACCACCACCACCAGCAGGCAGGGAUGGCCCGGUACGACCGCGCGAUCACCGUCUUCUCCCCCGACGGCCACCUCUUCCAGGUGGAGUACGCCCUCGAGGCCGUCCGCAAGGGCAACGCCGCCGUCGGCGUCCGCGGCACCGACACCGUCGUCCUCGGCGUCGAGAAGAAAUCCACCCCCAAGCUCCAGGACUCCAGGUCCAUGCGCAAGAUCGCCAGCCUCGACACCCACAUCGCGCUUGCCUGCGCGGGGCUCAAGGCGGACGCCCGCGUGCUCAUCAACCGGGCGCGCGUCGAGUGCCAGAGCCACCGCCUCACCGUCGAGGACCCCGUCACCGUCGAGUACAUCACGCGCUACAUCGCCGGACUGCAGCAGAAGUACACCCAGAGCGGCGGGGUGCGCCCCUUCGGCCUCUCCACCCUCAUCGUCGGCUUCGACCCCUACACCGAGAAGCCCGCCCUCUACCAGACCGACCCAUCCGGCACCUUCUCCGCCUGGAAGGCCAACGCCACCGGCCGCAACUCCAACUCCAUGCGCGAGUUCCUCGAGAAGAAUUACAAGGACACCUCCGGCAAGGAGACCAUCAAGCUUGCCAUCCGAGCCCUCCUUGAGGUUGUCGAGAGCGGUGGCAAGAACAUCGAGAUUGCGGUGAUGACACACAAGGAUGGCCUCCGCGAGCUGGAGGAGGCUGAGAUCGACGAGUACGUGGCUGAGAUUGAAGCAGAGAAGGCUGCCGCCGAGGCCGCGAAGAAGGGCGCCCCGAAAGAAACCUGACCUGAUCAUCAUGAUUCAGCAAAGCAUAAUCUCUCUUAGCAUGUGUUGUUUCUUUUCUGUUCUUGUUUGAGAGGAACGCAGAACUGUUUGGUUCAACUGAAGUGGAUAUGGCUAUUUGCUGAUCAGCCUACCUGGAGUAAAUCCUCAUGCUAUAUGCUUUGUGAUGUUGCACAACACUGCUGCGAUGCUCAUCGUGUCAGUUGCCACUCAGUGGGUCUCCUUUUAUGUAUGAAUAUAUCUGUUGCCUGUUGGUUGUAGACAGUAACGAAGAAUAGUACUAUGAGCUAGUGCGGGCCGCUGCUCUCCGUCGCGGGGAUCUGGGCCAACUUCU
Messenger RNA from Oryza sativa Japonica Group (Japanese rice), 1246 nucleotides. The record is from RefSeq and is a predicted model, not a curated record. Lineage: Eukaryota; Viridiplantae; Streptophyta; Magnoliopsida; Poales; Poaceae.